AUGGCGACCUGGCGUCCACCACCCGAUUCGCCGGGCUACAUUCUAGAGAGACUGAACAUCGCGCUUAUUGUCGUCUCCUCGGUUACUAUGUUCGCGAGAAUGGGGAUCCGGAUAUUUAUUCUUCGGUCGUUGGGAUGGGAUGAUUUGAUCGCAUGCGUUGCGUUUGUUUUACUGCUGGCAUAUUCGGCGAUGAAAAUUAUAUCCGUCUCUAUGGGGGCGGGAACUCAUAUCGACGAAGUCCCCCAGGACCAGCUUGAUGAUUUCUUCGAAGUAAGACAAGCUUUCGACCCUUACUCCACCAAGCAGGCUUUUGUUAACGAACAUUACGAUCAGUUUUUACCUACAUUCUCAUUGUUAUUCUUUGUCGAAAUCGCCAUGAUACGCUUCUCUGUUAUCGCCUUCUACAUGAAGUUGAGUAGUGACAGAUGGUACCGUUGGGGUUUAUAUGCUCUAGCUUUUAUUAACCUCUCCGUGACGUUGAUUGUCUUCUUUGUUUUUCUCACCGAGUGCGAUCGUAUUUCCGAUCUAUGGGAGGUCACGGCCCCAAACCGACAUUGUAUGAGUAAACCAGCGGAAAGGAGAUUAUUUUGGUCACACGGAAUUAUUGGCGUCAUUCUCGACCUUGGCCUCCUUGUCCUACCCGUCACGCUUAUCUGCAUCGUGAUGAAAUUUUCGAAGAAGAGGGCUCAAGUGCUUCUCGUUAUCUGCGUCGGUAUACUGGCUCUUAUCGCAGGAAUUAUGCGUGUCACCUACCAUAUAAUGAUCGAUUUCUCCACAGACCCGACAUAUAAGCUGUACCGCGUCGGCAUAUGGGUGGACUUGGAGGGUCAUCUGGGACUCUGGACAGCCUGUUUUCCCGCCUUGCAGCCUCUCUUCCACCUGAUCAGCGAGAAAUUCCAUGGCCUGCAUAGGUCAGACAGGCACGAGAAGAAACUGAGCAGCACACCUGGUUUGGAUAUGCCUUCGAAUAUAGGCCCUGCUCUGAGUAGCUCGGCUAACACCUGGAGGAGUGACGUAUAG
Clonostachys rhizophaga is the source of this 1020-nucleotide messenger RNA. The record is from the annotation of a GenBank genome assembly. Lineage: Eukaryota; Fungi; Ascomycota; Sordariomycetes; Hypocreales; Bionectriaceae.